Molecule: messenger RNA, 5442 nt
Organism: Scaptodrosophila lebanonensis
Lineage: Eukaryota; Metazoa; Arthropoda; Insecta; Diptera; Drosophilidae
Gene: BicD
Product: protein bicaudal D
Exons: 8
Coding region: 865-3225 (786 amino acids)
Biological process (GO): microtubule anchoring at microtubule organizing center; regulation of microtubule cytoskeleton organization; protein localization to organelle
Cellular component (GO): cytosol; Golgi apparatus
Molecular function (GO): dynactin binding; dynein complex binding; cytoskeletal adaptor activity
Source: RefSeq, a predicted model, not a curated record
UGUUUGGAAUAAAUAAAUUAAGCAUUUAAAAAAUUAACAAUUUUGCAAAAACGCAUAUUGCGUGCCGCCAAUCCGUCUACUGUGCAACGAAAAUACGUAAAUUCGCUCUAUUUUUUAGGGCAAACUGCACAAGUGUGUGGAAAAAUGUUUAAAGAAAUGAAAGUGGAAAUUGUGUGAUGUCAUUUUAGAGCUGUUCGCAGUCGUUGUUUUGUUAAUUGAAGCAACUUCCUUUGCUCGCUGUUGGCUACCCGCGGUACUGGUGCAUGUUUUAUGAUUGUGUGUUGGAUUGCUUUGGUUUAAUUUGUGUGUAAAUGCAUUGGCAUUUGUGCAAUUUAUUAUUCGUUAAACGGUAAUUUGCUUAUUAAAGUGCGACAAGUGAAACACAUUUAGGGCGCAUUGGAGAAAAAUUCCAAUUUUCAUUCCACUUUGCACGAAAGAGAAAAGGUGAAACGGAACACACACACGCUCACGCACACACACACAGAGCGAACGUUUUAUUGUGUGUGGAGUUAUGAGUGCCGUCUAUGCUAGUGUGUGUGUGUGAGUUUGUAUUUUGGGAGCGGGCAGUAGCAGCCCGCAUCAACAGAAGCAGCAGCAACAGCAGCAAAAAAAAAAACGCUCAACGUCCGGCACUUGUAUUGAUUUCCCUCCAAAAUCAACGAAAUAAAAAUUAAACCCACACACACGCAACAACAACAAACUUACGAUUCCGCCCAAGCAACAAGAGGAGCAAUUGCCACGCCCACGGCUGCAGUAUUUGACCGUCCGCCUGUUGGAGCAGCAGAAACAACAACGCUGCCAUCUUAACACACUCACACACAUUCCUCCCGCAAUCCCCACCAGCUGAUUGUCCCUCUAUCGAUCAUGUCCGGCGCCAAUAGUGGGUCGGCCACGAACGAUGCUGCCACAGAUGGUGGCCAAACCAUUCUGGAGCUGCAAAUGGAAGUAGAGCGUCUGACACGCGAACUCGAUCAGGUGUCCAGUGCGAGCGCCCAGUCGGCCCAAUAUGGUCUCUCACUGCUGGAGGAGAAGUCGGCGUUGGAGCAGAAAUGCGACGAGCUCGAGACGCUCUAUGACAACACAAAACAUGAGCUGGAUAUAACGCAGGAGGCACUCACCAAAUUCCAAACCUCGCAAAAGGUUACCAACAAGACCGGCAUUGAGCAGGAAGAGACGCUGCUGAAUGAGUCAGCCGCACGCGAAACAUCCCUGAACUUGCAAAUUCUGGAACUGGAGAAUGAGAUCAAGCAGCUGCGUCAUGAACUGGAACGCGUACGCAACGAGCGCGAUCGCAUGCUGCAGGAGAACUCAGAUAUUGGACGCGACAAGUCGGACAAUGAGGCCGAUCGGCUGCGACUCAAGUCCGAGCUGAAGGACUUGAAGUUUCGAGAGACGCGCAUGCUGACCGAGUACUCUGAACUCGAGGAGGAGAACAUAUCGCUGCAGAAGCAGGUGUCCAGUCUGCGCAGCUCACAGGUGGAGUUUGAAGGUGCCAAACACGAAAUAGGCCGCCUCAAAGAGGAUUUGGAAUUGCUGCAUCAGCAAGUUGAUGAGUUGGCCAACCUAAAGAAGAUCGCCGAGAAACAAAUGGAGGAGGCGCUCGAAGCGCUGCAGGGCGAACGCGAAGCCAAAUAUGCACUGAAAAAGGAACUCGAUAGCCAUCUAAACCGCGAGUCCAUGUACCACAUCAGCAAUCUGGCAUACAGCAUACGAAAUAUGGAUGAUACCACCAGCACUAAUUCCGAUGGCGAGGAGGAGAACUUGGCGCUUAAGCGACUCGAGGCUGAUUUAACCACCGAGCUCAAAUCACCCGAUGGCACAAAAUGCGAUCUCUUCUCCGAAAUCCAUUUGAACGAGCUGAAGAAGCUGGAGAAACAGCUGGAGAGCAUGGAGAAUGAGAAAUCGCAUCUGACGGCCAAUUUACGUGAGGCCCAAUCGAGUCUGGACAAGUCACAAAACGAACUGCAAAACUUUAUGUCCCGCUUGGCCCUGUUGGCCGCUCACGUCGACGCGCUCGUGCAAUUGAAGAAGCAAAUCGACGUCAAGCAGCAGACCACCGACGAGCAGCAAAAGGAUGAACUGCAGCAACAGCUGCGUGGCAUCAUCACACAGUAUGCCAAUUGGUUCACGCUCUCCGCCAAGGAAAUUGACGGCCUCAAGACUGACAUAGCCGAGCUGCAGAAGGGCUUAAACUAUACGGACGCUAUGACCACGCUGCGCAACGAGGUGACAAAUCUGAAGAACAAGCUGCUCUCCACCGAACAGAAAUCGCUGGAUCUGCAAAGCGAUGUGCAGACGCUCACGCACAUCUCCCAGAACGCAGGCCAGAGCUUGGGCUCGGCGCGCAGCACGUUGGUGGCUCUCAGCGAUGAUCUGGCGCAGUUAUAUCAUCUUGUCUGCACAGUCAAUGGGGAUGUGCCUACGCGCGUGCUUUUGGAUCACAAGAGCGACGAUAUGAGCUUUGAGAACGACUCCCUGACUGCCAUACAGUCGCAGUUCAAGUCGGAUGUCUUCAUUGCACGCCCACAAAUUGUUGAAGAUUUGCAGGGACUGGCCGAUUCGGUGGAAAUUAAAAAGUAUGUGGACACCGUCAGCGAUCAGAUCAAGUAUCUGAAGACUGCAGUGGAGCACACUAUCGAGCUGAACAAGCACAAAGUGCGAGCCGAAGGCGGAGAGGUCACUGAGAAAUACAACCCUGAGGAGAUGGAAGAACUGCAGGAGCAAAUUGUCAAGCUAAAGAGUCUUUUGUCUACCAAACGCGAGCAAAUUGCCACACUGCGCUCCGUGCUCAAGUCUAACAAGCAAACCGCCGAGGUUGCGCUCACCAAUCUCAAGUCAAAGUAUGAGAACGAGAAAAUGGUCGUAAGCGAGACCAUGUCCAAGCUGCGAAACGAGCUCAAGAUACUCAAAGAAGAUGCGGCCACCUUUUCAAGUCUGCGCGCCAUGUUCGCCGCACGUUGCGAGGAGUACGUCACCCAGGUGGAUGAUCUCAAUCGCCAGCUGGAGGCCGCCGAGGAGGAGAAGAAGACCCUAAAUCAAUUGCUCAGGCUGGCAGUGCAGCAGAAGCUGGCACUCACACAACGUCUCGAGGAAAUGGAAAUGGAUCGGGAAAUGCGGCAUGUGCGUCGUCCAAUGCCACCCCAGCGCGGUACCAGCGGCAAGUCAUCGUUUUCCACACGCCCCUCCAGCAGAAAUCCGGCGGGCAGCAACGCGAAUCCCUUCUAACAUAGAAUAAGCGUGCAGCGUAAACUUUUGGCUUUAGUUUAUACAUUGCUUAAGUUGUAAAUUAGUUCGGCAUGCGUCCUCGAAGGCCCUCACAAAUCCACAAGCUGGCACACACAGGAAAUACUACAAAAUGUAUUGCCAACGAAGGUAUAACUAACUAUCUUACGUUCUACUGCGUAUAACUAUUUGUAUCUGUUUGUAUUUGUAUUUAUUGAAAGUUUAGUUAGACGAAAGUUUUUUGUUAGGUAAAAAGUCGAUGAAAUGGUUAUUAACGGUUAGUUACUUAAACGUCCAAUUAAUUUAAUUAAAAAAAACCAAGAGCUAACGUAAAGUGCCAACAAGGCCAUCGUAUUUUUCGAUAUACUUAAGUUAACUGAAAGUUCUCUCAACUUUCGCAUUAAAUGAUUUGAGUUUUGUUAACAACGCUGCGCGCAAGCGAUUAAAAUUUAAAUGGUGAAUCAGAUGAGAUAUUUUGAUCAAAUUUAUUAUUGAUAAUUGACAAAUGUAUUAAUUGGCUAGCAAACCAUGAGUAUUUUCUCAGCUGCUGCCAAAACGACAGCGUUAAUAUGUACGUAAAAACAAUUAAAAAUGAAAAGUAGAAAGUGUGCAGCAACACAAAUUUUUCAAAUGUGACUGCCCCCGAACGCAAAUGUAAAAUAUAAAUCAGUAUAAAAGUGUAAAACUCUAUAAAAGUUAUAAGUAGCCAUUGGCUACGUCUCAAAGACGUCGUUUCUCAAUGAUUUUUGUAUUUAUUGUGCGUCCCAUAGAGGAGACGACAGCAACAGUAAUCAACUAGAUUAAUUAUCUUUGUUUGCAAUGAAUGAGAAAAAAACCUAGUUUUUUUUGUUUAUGUAGCCUAAGCAGCUGAAAUAAUAAUAAUAAUUUAUAUUUUAUGUGCAUUAUUAUUUAAUUACAAUUUAAUUGCAACAACAAAAAAAGUAAAUAUACCUUGAUAAAACCAUUAACAUUUACUAGCUAAAUUCAUUUGUAUUUACUUUAAGUAAAACAGAACUUAGACAUCAACCUACACAUUUGUUUGUUUGUAUUUUAAAAGCACGGCGCUGCAAUUUCGAUUUUCGGCGACGCCGCAAAGUAUGCUAUACUAUUUUAUCGUGCACGCUCCCCCAGUGGCGGCCUAAGAGCAGCAACUAAAUUUAUACUAUAAAACAUAAAAUAGCCAGCAUGCGUUAAAGUUUAACAAAGUAUUUAUGUAUUAGUAGCAAAUAACUGAAGAAAGUAGUGACAAAAGCACGCACUUAGCACUUAGUAGCAGUUUUUCUCUACCCUUUCGCCAACAUUUGUUGCUUCUAUUUGUGUUCGGAGAAAUCCACUUGAAAUUCAAAAAUAUACUGAACGUGGAGAACGUGAAGAAUAUUGUGUAAAUUACCGAGCCAUUAAAUUGAAUUUAUAUUUAAUAUAUAUAUGUGAAAUUCUCUCACACAAACACACACAUACUCACCAGCACAGCAACAACAACAAAAAAACAAAAUAACAUGAACAGACAACAAGUUGUCAAUAGAAAUUAUUUACUACAUACGCAACUAAAUGGAAAACAAACAUAUUGUAAAUAUAUUUAUACAAGCCAUUAAAGUUAGUAGAAUUUGAAGAAUGAAGUGAAAUAAUAAGCAAAAUGACGACGAAGCAAGCUAUUUGUUAAAUCUAAACUAAUUAUACAUUGAGCGACAAAAUGCAUAUUUCAAAAUGAUUUUAUUGUAAUUUUUACCGUCCCUUUUUGCAAACAGACCGAUCGGUGAGCCGCGGUUUGAAGUCUAUUUAUGCAACUCACUGAACCAACAAAAAAGAGAGAUAUUUAAAAUGAACAAAAAAUAUAACAGACAACUUUAUGUUUCAUGUCCAAGCAACAGUCAGAGUCUCAGCCAUCAAACAAAUAUACAUACAUAUGCAUCGAUCGUAACCCAGAACAGGCCAAAAUAUUGAUAAAUUUAAAUACGAUAUAUAAAAUAACGGAUUACAUAUUUCAAUUAGUGAAUAUUACUAUGCGCCCAGCAAACUAAACGACAAAUUAAACAUAAAGCAAGAUAGUUAUCUAUUUCGUAAAAGCAAUUGAAUUUAAGAGAUUUCAGAGAUAUCAUAUUUAAGAUAAGUUUUACGAUAAACAACGGCAACCAGACAUUGCCUCCGAGUGGUAUUGUGAACAUAUGAGAAUGCAACAGAGUAUGCAAAAAAAAGUAAAUAAAUAAAAAUUAAGAGGAAAUA